This is a messenger RNA of Besnoitia besnoiti, 393 nucleotides long. RefSeq lists its product as uncharacterized. The record is from RefSeq and is a predicted model, not a curated record. Lineage: Eukaryota; Apicomplexa; Conoidasida; Eucoccidiorida; Sarcocystidae. The transcript has a single exon. Bases 1 to 393 code for a protein of 130 amino acids.
AUGCGACCCCCUGCUCCCGCGCUCUCCUCUUCGUCUUUUCUCCAGCCCCGCUUUCUCCCGCCGGACUCGUCUGCCUUCCUCUCCUCCGCCCUCGCGCCGGCGUCCGUGGCCUCGCCGCUCAGUGCUGCAGGUCUGCCCUCCUCGCCUUCAGGCGCGCCCUACGGUCUAGCGACGGUCGGCGCGCUCGCGUCUUGGCUGAUGCUCCUCUGCGUCGCGCAGGAGCUUCCUUACGACUUGGGAGAGAACGUCGGUAUCCGCUUUCGGCGCUGGGUUCGCCGCUACCCCGCGCUGUUUGCGCCCUGGAAGGCCUUCCUGCGCUGGCUUGGCCGCCAGACGCGUCUCGUCUCCAUCGGGGACUACAUCCUCACUGAACACAUGCGCCUGAGUGCGUAG